Sclerotinia borealis F-4128 is the source of this 1671-nucleotide messenger RNA. NCBI's taxonomy places the organism in Eukaryota, Fungi, Ascomycota, Leotiomycetes, Helotiales, Sclerotiniaceae. The record is from the annotation of a GenBank genome assembly.
AUGGUUGCCGAGCAGUUCGCUAUAACAGAGGUGUCCGGAUCCGAGGCGAGAAAGAGAGAGAUCGGGUAUUCUUAUAGCGGAUGGCUGGUUCCAACUUCAACGGUUCAAGAAGCUAACACUGAUGCGAGUUGGUCGGCUACCAGUCGAAGUCUCACGGGUCAAUGGACAACUCCACGAGACAAUUUUAGAUGUGGAGGUUCUCUAGAACUAAGAACUCAGAAGCCCGCUAUCGUCCUCGAUAAAAAAAAAGAAGCAAUGAACGACGAAUUGGCUCGCGAAUCCCUUCCCAAGGUGGGAAUGUCAGGGGAUGAUAAGACAGGCCAGCAAGAUCAAGAAGUCAGUUAUGAUGCCGUCUUUGGUGAUAUCAAUGAGGAUGGGCCAAAUUAUCGAGCGGUUGGACGGCUGGGUACCACUGCCCUAAUGCUCAAGACCAAUCUCGGUCUGGGUGUACUUUCCAUCCCAGCUAUCUUCGAUACGCUCGGUAUGGUUCCUGGUGUCAUCUGUAUUAUCAUCACGGCCACUAUUACUGGGUGGUCACAGUACAUGAUUGGAGUAUUCAAGCGAAAGCAUCCUGAAGUCUACGGUGUUGAGGAUGUUGGUGGCAUGCUUUUUGGAACUGCUGCUCGCGAGAUUGUUGGUAUUGCCUUCUUCGUUUUCUUGAUCUUCGUCUCUGCUUCGGGCAUGCUCAGUGUCUCGAUCGCUUUAAACGCCUUAUCGACCCAUGCUACUUGCACCGCAGUGUUUGUGGCUGUCGCUGCCAUAAUCGCCUUCUGUUUUGCCAGUAUUCAGACCCUCGGUCGUAUCACUUGGCUCGCAUGGAUCGGAGUAGCUGGAAUUAUUACUGCCAUUCUUACUCUUACAAUCGCUGUGGGUGUACAAGGAAAGCCCGAAGACGCCCCUAUUCAGUCAGGCCCUUAUAAGUCCGACUUUAAGCUUUUUGGCUCCCCAUCGUUCACCGAUGCUAUCUCCGCCUGCUCUUCGCUUGUUUUUGCCUUCGCUGGAACACCCGGGUAUUUCAAUAUCAUUUCGGAGAUGCGCGAUCCAAGGGGCUAUUCUCGUUCAGUGUUUAUCAGUCAGGGCUUUAUCACGGCAGUCUACAUUGCAAUCGGUAUCGUCGUCUACUACUUUUGCGGAUCAUACGUCGCAUCACCCGCCCUCGGCUCCGCAGGUGAUACUAUGAAAAAGGUCUGUUACGGCCUUGCUCUUCCGGGUCUCCUGGUUAGCACCAUUUUGAUCUCUCAUCUUCCAUCCAAAUUCCUCUUCCUACGUCUUCUCCGUGGAUCGAAGCAUCUUACCUCCAACUCCAAGACUCAUUGGGCCGUUUGGCUCAGCUGUACUGCGACAGUCAUCAUCUGCGCCUACGUCAUUGCGAGCGCGAUUCCCAUCUUCGGCGGUCUAAUUUCCCUCAUCGGUGCUUUAUUCGGUACCUUUUUCAAUUUUCAACCGUUUGGCCUCAUGUGGCUUUACGACAACUGGAGUUUGGGCAAGACUCAGAGAUCAUCCAGGUGGAUCUUCAUGGCGUCCUGGAGUAUUUUUGUCAUUGUUAUCGGUUCUUUCUUGAUGGUUGCUGGUACCUACGGGUCGAUCGUUGCUAUCAUUGAUUCAUACCAUGCCGCGGGAGGGUCGAAACCGUUUACGUGCGCGGAUAACUCGAAUUCUGUUCGAGACUGA